AUGUUCCGCCGCCGCUUCUACGACCGCGACUCGGACAGCUCGAACAGCGACGAGGACGACGGCGACGAGCCCGUCGGCGGCAGCUCGCGGGACCGCAUGGAGGAGUGGUGCCAGGGCGAGGAGGCGGUCUGGCUCUGCCGCAUCCCGACGCUCGCCGCGGCGGGCGAGCCGGACGCGCUGGACCACCUGACGCGGGCCCUCGCCGUCGCGAAGCCGCGCCUCGCGACGGCGCUCGCGGCGGCGACGGUCGACGCGGUGCUCCGCCAGCGCGAGCGCUACGCGCAUCUGCCGAUGCUCCGCCGGUUGUGCGUGUCCUUCAUCUACGUCGACACGGACGCCCAGGGCCACGUCGCCGACGCGGCGCCGUCGGCGGCCUUCGACUUCACGCGGGCCGCGCGCCAGUCCGUCUUCCUGCCCGGGGGCGGGCCGCCCGGCGGCGGCCGGGGCCCGUCGCUCCAGGGCCGCAUGGCCGCGGGGUCGCGCCUCGCGGAGUUCAUGCGCCACACGCCCUGCUUCGACACGGUCUUCAACCUGCAGAGCGAGGUGUCGGAGCUCGCGCGGCGGCGCAUCGCCGUCGAGCAGAUGGAGGACAUGCGGAACCGGAGCCGGAAGCUGCGCGCGGACGGCGCGAUGGCGCUGCUCCACGUCCGCGACCAGGGCCUGCGGACGUUGGUUUUUUACUGCUGGCGCGCGCUGCGCGAGCUCUGCGAGGCCCAGCGCGCGGCGACGAUGCGCACCCACUUCUGCAAGGUCGCGAAGAAGGCGCGCGGCGCGGGCUUCGUGCUCGCCGCGCUCGGCGGCGGCGGCGACGGGACCUCGGCCGCGCUCGCCGUCGCGCGCGAGACCAUCGCCAGGGCCGCCUUCGAGCACUGGCACAUCGAGGCCUGCGCGAGCCGGCGCCUGCGGGACGCGGGCGAGACGAAGCACGACGAGGCGCUCGUCCGCGCGCGCGGCGCGGAGCUCGAGGCGCUGACGGCGAAGCGCGCGGCGUGCAGGGCGUCCGUCGACGAGGAGAAGGCCGCGCUCGCGGAGACGCGGCGGCGCGUCGCCGAGUGCCGGCGCCUGCUCCAGAGCGGCCGCUUCGAGCGCCACUGCGGCCUCAACGGCGCGCUGUCCGCCGCGACGAAGAACGCGGGCGACGAGAUCGUCCGGAGGAUCCGCGGCGCGCUCGCGGACGCCUUCGAGGCGCCCUGCGCCCACGCCAUCGCCUGCCUGGCCAUGGAGCCCUCGGAGCUCGCGGAGCUCGGCGUCGUGGCGGACGCGGACGCGCUCGCGCUCGAGCGGAGCCGCGAGAUCGCGCGGUUGAAGGCCGACGCGCGCGAGGACGCGGAACAGCGGCUCCACGCGCUCAAGAGCGCGCAGCUCGCGGCGAAGCUCGAGGCGCUGCCCGGCGGCUGGGAGGGCGGCGGCGAGGGCGCCGUGCCGCGCCAGGUGCUCCAGCUCCAGGAGGAGUUCGACCGGUGGGCCGAGAAGCGGCGGGGCAAGGUCGCGCUGCGCCUCGCGGGCGACCACGAGCGCGCGCGCACGGCCGCGCGGCGCCAGCGGCGCCUGCGCCUCGACCAGAUCGCGCGGCGCGACGCGGCCGUCGAGCCCGACGCCGCGGAGCAGCUCCUGGGCUGGGCGCCGGACCUGCUCGUGCUGCGCUGGGCGUCCUUCGUGCUCCGGCGGGGCCCCCACCUCGCGCAGCGGCGGCUGCGCAACUUCGGCGAGGACCUGCGGGACGGGACGAUCCUCAGCCUGCUGCUCGCGUGCGUCGCGCCCGCGGAGCUCUACGACGGCGCGCCGCGCGACUACCGCGACGACGCGUCCUUCCUCGACGACGUGCUGAGCGAGAGCGACGAGGAGAGGGAGCCGGGGGAGAAGAAGGUCGAGGCGCCCGCCGGCGGGAGCCGGCGCCAGCGCGCGGCGAUCCGCGUCGCCGCGGCGCCGCGGGGCCGCGGCGGCGGCGGCGGCGCGGGGUCGCCGCUCAAGACCGGCGCGCGCGCGAAGCAGCGCAAGCUCGCCCAGGCCGUGCGCAACGACAAGCGGCGCGUCAUGCUCGAGGACGAGAUCGACCCCAACGAGCGCCUCGACCACGUCUUCCGCACGCUCGGCGUCCUCGAGCCGCCCGCGACGGGCUUCGCGACGCCGAGCCUCGUGCAGGGCAGGACAAGAGUGAUUCAACGCCUCGUGCGCGCGGGCGACGCGUCCGUGGGCUGCGCCCUGCUGGCGCGGCUCAUGCUCACGCACCACGGCCUGGGGCCCGUGCGCGGGUCCGGGCCCUGGCGGCGGCGCCGCGCGGCGACGCGGCGGUGGCUCGAGCUCGCGGAGGACUGGGAGGCGGCGAGCGGCGAGGUCGCGUCGGUCCUCGAGGGCACGGCGGGCGAGGCGAAGUGGCGCGCCUGGCGCGGCAAGGACCUCGAGACGACGGACGACCCCGCGGCGGCCUUCGAGUCCGCGCUCGCGAAGCUCACGCGGACGUGCGCGGCCCUCAAAGACCUCGCCGGGGACGUCGACGUCGUCCGCGAGGACGCGGCGCGGGGCCGCGCGGCCUUCGCGCCGCUCCGCGCGAAGCUCACGGACCUGUCGUACGCGCUCUUCGGCCUCCGCGCGCGCCGGGAGCUGCUCCCGACGCCCAUCGACCCGCCGCCGUCGCUCCGCGACGCGCACAAGCACGCGGACAUGGACCAGAUGGUCGCCGGCGGCGGCGUCGACGGCCACAGCAAGCACGCGAACGAGCCGCGGACCGCGCCCGUCGCGAUCGCCGACGAGCGGCUCCGCGCGGAGUUCGCCGCGUUCACGACGUUCCGGGGCCGGCGGGGCGGCGCGGCGGUGGCCUACUGCGCGGCCCACGAGCUGGGCAUCCGCGAGGUGCCCCGCAAGGUCGAGGUCAUCCACGAGGACCACGUCGAGGCGGAGAAGGACGCGGCGGAGGCGCGCGCGUUGGUGUUGGGCCGCGGCGAGCUGAGCGACCGGGGCCGCCUCGAGGCGCUCAUCAAGCCCUACAGCUUCGACGACGUCGACGCCUGGGGCCGCGGCGCCGAGGCCGUGCUCCGCGACUACUUCGAGGACCUGCGGCGCGUCUUCCGGUUCUACGCGGCUUCCGGCGAGGCGGGGUCCGCGGACGAGAUGAGCGCCCACGAGUGGAUGGUCUUCCUCGGCGACUGCCGCAUCAUCGACAAGCGCCACACGUGGUGCUUCCGCCGCGGGUCGCCCGACGACGCGGACGAGUGCCGCGAGAAGUUCGCGCUCUUCCGCUUCACCAAGGACACCGCGCGGCGGGUCUUCGACAUGACGCUCGACGCCGAGGACGAGGCGCGGCGCCUCGCCGCCGAGGAGCGGAAGCGGGCCUACUACGAGGAGAGCCUCGAGGAGGUGCGGCGCGUCCAGGCGGAGAUCGACGACGCGGACCCGGAGCUCAAGAAGCUCAUGGAGAGCGAGCGGUCCCGGUCGCCGACGCGCAAGACGAAGCUCGCCGCCGCCGCCGCGGGCGGCGGGGCCCGCGCGACGACGCGGGGGAACCCGCGCGCGACGACGGUCGCGGCGCGCGCCGCGGACGACGACGACGACGACGAGGCCGACGGCGGCUGGGCGCUCGACGACGGCGAGCGCGAGCUCGGGCCCGGCGAGUGGGUCGAGGCGCUGUUGUACGUGGCCAUGCUCAAGCUGCGGCCCCCGGACGGCCGCGACGACCACCACGCGAUCCUCCCGCCGGACGAGUGCCUCCGGCGCCUGGUCGAGGACGUGAUCCUGCCGCGCGCGGCGCAGAGCAACCGCGACACGUUCCGCGGCGAGCUCGCCAUGGACGCGGUCCAGAAGGUCUUCCGCAAGCACCGCGUCGUCCUCGCGCGCAUCUUCCGCAUCUUCGCGACGGCGCCCGCCGUCGUCGAGGGCCACGUGCCGGGCCAGCCCGCGCUGUCCGGGCCGGGCUUCCUGCGCAUGAUGCGCGACGCGCGCGUCGUGACGACGCCCGCCGACGCGAAGCACGACUUCCCCGCGGGUAGCGCGCGCAAGGUCUUCCAGGACGUCCAGCUCGGCGAGGACUCCGCGGGGUCCACGGAGGUCGGCGGCGGCGGCGAGUCGAUGAUCUACCCCGAGUUCCUCGAGGCGCUGGGCGCCAUCGCCGUCUACAAGAACACGAACCCCUACAUCUCCCUCCAGGACAAGCUCGAGACCUUCCUCAGCCACGCGCAGACGGGCUUCGUCACGUGCCUCAACACGGCGAUCAAGAAGGACAAGCGCAAGCUCAAGCUCGCGACGUCCGCGGCGUCCGCGGCGAACAAGGCCUACGCGGCCCACGGCGGCCGCGCGGCCAUGGCCGUCAUCAAGCAGGAGAAGACGCCGCGGACGCCGGGCCGCGGCGCGCCGCUCCCGGCCGACGCGGGCCGCGCGACCGUCGCCGCGGCCAAGGCCGACGAGGGGUCCGUGACCAAGUCCGACGCCGACGACCGGCCCUGGGAGGACAUGGGCGACCGCGACCGCAUACGCUAG
Aureococcus anophagefferens is the source of this 4470-nucleotide messenger RNA. RefSeq lists its product as hypothetical. The record is from RefSeq and is a predicted model, not a curated record. NCBI's taxonomy places the organism in Eukaryota, Pelagophyceae, Pelagomonadales, Pelagomonadaceae. Bases 1 to 4470 code for a protein of 1489 amino acids. The transcript has 2 exons.